UAUUUUGUCCUCGUCUUGAGCUUGUAGGAUAAUCAGAAGUCUAGAUUAUUGACAGAAAAUGGUGAUACUGUUGCUAUUGGAUGAAUAAUGGCAACAAGUGGAAAAAUUCAUUGUGUUGACUUAAGAAAGGGUAACUAUCGUGUGCAAGUGGAUGAAUGCUGCAAUGAUGAGGCUAAACUUAUUUUUCCUAUUGGAGAUGAGAUUUCUUUAGUACGUCAUGCUGUCGGCCACUAUGUUGAGUGGCCAUCUCAUCUGAUCAUUCCUUACGAUUCAGAUUUGCUACCUAAGAAGACAAAGAAGCAAAAAAAAAAAUGGUUCACCAAUACCUAAUGCCCCAAUGACACAAGAGAAAUCUCAUCCUUCCCAAAAACUUCCUAGUCAAAAUGAAGUAGUGUCAAUUAAAGCUAGUGCCCCGAUACUCUUCAAAAUUCCUAGUGGGGUUCCUCGCUUUCUCAAGUGUCUAUUAACUAUCGUGAAGUAUGUGGAGCCAAGUUUCAUGAUCAAAAUUACGAUGGAUUUUGAGAUAUUCAGCCAUGAGAAUGAUUUAUAUAUCUCACAAGAAGAUAUAGUCCAUGUUAGCUUAAUGGAAGAGAUUGGAGCAUCAUGUGUAUCGUUAUAUAUCAGGAUUUUAUACUUCCAAUUAGUGAAAAGAGAGAUCAGUCACUUUUUUCGUUUUGUUGAGCCAAUUUGGUUAUCAAAUGUUGGAUCCACUAAAGAAGAACGAGUUGAAUGGGUAUCAAAGCGUAUGCUUGAUUCAAAUCCGGGUCAGAUGUGGUUGUUGCCAUAUCAUAAGGGAAAGCAUUGGAUGCUUAUAAUAAUUGAUUUUGAUCACCAAUUGUGCUAUUUCCUGGAUUCUCUUCACAAUUUUCUACCAGAUGAAAUCAAAUCUCUCAUUUCUCGUGUCUUUCAACAUUUACGCACAAAUAAUGCAAAAACUAAGGAAGUCGCGUGGAGAACAGUUAAGUGUCCUCGUCAACCAUUACAAUCAGUACAUUGUGGGUUCUAUGUUAUGAGGAUGAUGAAGGACUUCGUGACAAAUGAGUUUUCAAUGCGUUGGCUAACUAGUAAUUGUGGCGGGAAGAACUAUUACACAAAGGAUGAGAUCAAUGAAGUACGUGAAGAAUGGGCACAAUGCGUCAUGGAUUUGAUGAGUACUACAUAGGUCCACUCACUUUUGUUAACUUAGACUUUUAAUGAGAUAUACUUACAAUGUUAACUUAGACUUUCUUGAAGAUAUACACACUUUUGUUGCCUAACUAUAGUUUACAAUGCUUAUGUGAGUCAUUUUGUAAUUAACUUAAGACUCGUUAUUUUAGAUACUUAGUUCAAAUUCUAGUAUUUUAUAUUA
Humulus lupulus (European hop) is the source of this 1348-nucleotide messenger RNA. RefSeq lists its product as uncharacterized. Bases 338 to 1162 code for a protein of 274 amino acids. The record is from RefSeq and is a predicted model, not a curated record. NCBI's taxonomy places the organism in Eukaryota, Viridiplantae, Streptophyta, Magnoliopsida, Rosales, Cannabaceae. Gene Ontology annotation, molecular function: cysteine-type peptidase activity. Gene Ontology annotation, biological process: proteolysis. The transcript has 6 exons.